Nerophis ophidion (straightnose pipefish) is the source of this 1011-nucleotide messenger RNA. RefSeq names its product RIB43A-like with coiled-coils protein 2. The coding region runs from base 1 to 1011 and encodes 336 amino acids. Lineage: Eukaryota; Metazoa; Chordata; Actinopteri; Syngnathiformes; Syngnathidae. The transcript has a single exon. The record is from RefSeq and is a predicted model, not a curated record.
AUGUGGAAUUCGGCUAGCUUUCAGACGGCGAGUAUAGAGAGGCGCCGCAAGAAUGAAAAGGAAAGAAGAGUCCGUAUUUUUAACGAAAAAGUAAGAACUAUCGGGAUCGACAAGCAAGGCCUCGACAAGCAGCUGGAUGAGAAAAAGAGUUUGAAAGAUGCGGAAAAACUGGAACAAGCGACCUACGACGCCCAAAUGCUGCAUAACAGUAAACAAGCCUACCUUCUCCAAAUGAAGGAAGAGAAGGAGAAACACGAUAAGGAGAAGGCCAACUUUCAGGAUCAGUACGAGCAGGCAAUGCGGGAGCGGGAGUUGAAUCGGGAUAACUCCCAAGGAGAAGUGGAAGAGAUGAUGCCUCCGGGUCUGGCGGGCGAGGACCCGGACUAUGACAGCAGGGUGUGUCGGCAGAGAGAGCAGCUCAGGGAGUGGCUGCUCCAGCAACAGGAGGAGCAAGCCUUGGAACAAGAACGACAAAAGAUGGAGAAGUUGGACGAUGACAAGUUCAGGGUACACGUGGACAGCGUGGCCGUGGAGCUGCAAAACGCCGAGACGGAGAGGAGGAAGAACAAAGCCAUCGAGAUGACCAAGUUCAACCAGAGCAUGGCUGAGGAGAGGCAGCGCAAGGAGAGGGAAGUCAAGGACAACCCUCUGCAAGGUCUGCUACCAACCAAGGUAGGCGUGCCCGGGCUUUUCCACGUACGCGACCGGAGGCCAAACCCUGAGAGUUGGCAGCAGAUGAAGAAGUUCUGGAAACUUCAAGUCGAAGAGAAAAUGAUGUCGGAUUUAGAAAAGGUUAACGAGACGCGGCAGCACGAUGACUUCUGCUCCAACGUGGCCCGUGCAGCUCUGAUCCUGGAGAGGCAGCAGGAGCGUCAGAGGAAGCAGCUCCGACAACAGCUGGACCACAGCAACAGCACCGCCGCUGAAUUUGAGAAACGCAACAAACCCGACAUUGAAAAAGGACGCAUCGAUGACACUUUUUUCUCAUAUUUCAACACCUGCAGUCGGUAA